Molecule: messenger RNA, 1181 nt
Organism: Eptesicus fuscus (big brown bat)
Lineage: Eukaryota; Metazoa; Chordata; Mammalia; Chiroptera; Vespertilionidae
Product: gastrula zinc finger protein XlCGF7.1-like
Exons: 1
Coding region: 86-868 (260 amino acids)
Biological process (GO): regulation of transcription by RNA polymerase II
Molecular function (GO): DNA-binding transcription factor activity, RNA polymerase II-specific; RNA polymerase II cis-regulatory region sequence-specific DNA binding
Source: RefSeq, a predicted model, not a curated record
GAGGUGCGGGGCAUGUGCAAAACAAUUUUAUUUCAGUGCAAAAUUUCACCAGCAGAAUGUGAGAGAGAAGGCUUUCAUUAACGGUAUGGACAGGAUCUCACUUGCAAACAGCUGCAAUUUCAAUGUGUCCCAGAAUCGUUUCACAUGCGGGGAGGUUGGGCAGGGUGUCCUUACCGGGUCAGGACCUCUCCACCUAAAGGCUACUCAGACCAGGGACAGUCCAAGUGCUAUUUCAGCGUGUGGGAUGACGUUUCAAAGGAGAAAAAAUGAUUACACCAGAAAAGAAUGUAAGGAAGAUGUGAGUUGCACUCACACGUUUAUUCAGGAAAAGAGUGUCCAUGCUGGAAGUCAGUGUUUUGUGUGCUCUGAACGUGGAAAAUACUUUACCAAAUUUUCUAGCUUUCAUUAUCAACAGAGACGUCACAGUGGAGAAAAGCCUUAUGAGUGCAGUGAAUGUGGGAAAGCUUUUACCAGUAGAAAUGGCCUCCAUUAUCAUCUGAGUGUCCACAGUGGAGAAAGACCUUAUGAGUGCAAUGAAUGUGGGAAGUCUUUUCCCAGAAGCACUGACCUUCGUCGUCAUCAUAGAGUUCACACUGGAGAAAGGCCUUAUAAAUGCAGUGAGUGUGGGAAAUCUUUUACCACUAGCAGUGACCUUCAUUGUCAUCAGAGAAUUCACACUGGAGAAAAGCCUUAUAAAUGCAGUGACUGUGGGAAAUCUUUUAGCAGUAGCACUGCCCUUCAUUGUCAUCAGAGAAUUCACACUGGAGAAAAGCCUUAUAAAUGCAGUGAAUGUGGGAUAUAUUUUACCUGGAGCAUUGCCCUACGUCGUCAUCAGAGAGUUCAUAAAGGAGAAAAGCCUUAUCAAUGAAGUGAAUGUGAGAAAUCUUUUUCAAGGAGCAAUGGUCUCCAAUAUCAUCGGAGGGUUAACACUGGAGAAAGCCAUUAUGAGUGCAAUUAUUGUGAGAUUUCUCGCAGCAAAUUUCUAAAUUCACUCUGCACAAAAGUGCCCAAAUGUGAGAAAUUUAUUAGAUGUGUAGGAAAUGCAGUGUCUUAGUUAGGACUUAACAAUAGAAUAAGAAUAUUUGUGAAGUCUCAUUUGUCUGAAUUAUAUCUCAUACAUUUAAUCCCCUACAUUAUAUAACAUCCACCCAACUGUUUUUGUUGUUGUGUUUGUUAGUAUU